This is a messenger RNA of Penicillium macrosclerotiorum, 237 nucleotides long. RefSeq lists its product as uncharacterized. The coding region runs from base 1 to 237 and encodes 78 amino acids. The record is from RefSeq and is a predicted model, not a curated record. Lineage: Eukaryota; Fungi; Ascomycota; Eurotiomycetes; Eurotiales; Aspergillaceae. The transcript has a single exon.
AUGGGCAAACAGGGGGUCACACCAAGUUUCCCCAUCCGGAAUCCCCAGUCCGCGGCCAGCGGCCAGCGACCAGUGACCGAGUCGAGUCGUCCUGGGCGCCGAUCCGCAACGAUGAAAUCAUCGCGACCAGCUCGGCGGCCGGUGAUUCGAUGUGCGCCCGGUGCUGUCGAGACUAGGCGGGCUUUAGCGGGCGGGGACCUGGCCGGUGUCACUGGCCAGUCAGGCGCGCCGAAUUAA